CCCCCCUUUUUCACACCCACACCCACACCCACACCCACACCCACGCGCAGCUACCAGCUACCAGCUACUCGACAGAUGAUACGUCCCAUCGUUGCUCAGCAUUGCCUCUCUCUAUGAUUCGACCCUCCCUUUACCUUUCUCAUGCCUGUAGCCACUACCCCAUCCGCUUCGCCCCGGCUUGCUUCCUUGCCCAAGAUGGAGGAAAGGAAGCGACCGGCCGUCAGCAACGCCGAUGAUCUCGCGCCGCCGAGCAAGCGUCAUCAAAGCCUGAAUGGCAACAAGUCUAAAACCGAUUCCAAUGACCAACCCGAGGAAUACUGGAUUGAGAAUUAUCAAAAAGGCGCGAUAUACCGAGCAUUCCAAGAAGCAAAACGUGAUAAGGCGGAGCUCGAGUCUCGCGUCGACCAACUGCAGAAUCAUGUUACCUACCGCGACGAUCACAUUCGACUUAUCGAAGCUUGGUGGGAGCAAGUUCUGGAACACAUGGAGCUGCUCGCUGAUCCGACACUUCCCCCACUGAAAGGACCAACAGAACCUCCGUAUAUUGUUGGAACCAGCUUCAAGGACAUCCCCAGCUUCGAGCAACAUCUUAACGAAAGAACAGAAAUCUUGCGCAAGCGAGUUGAGACAGUGGUCCAACGCAUUGCCAACUCGCGAGGCGAGAUCAGUCCCAAUGUUGCCGAGUUAGAGUCCAGAGUCGCCUCUCUCCUCGCUCAACAGAAGAAUUACCUCCUUCAGCUAGAUCGCGCGCACCACGAGAAUCAGCAACUUUCCGAGGAUUUGAAUAAGAAGACCCUUGACUGGUUCAAAGCGGAAAGGCGCGAAAAGCGAUUGAGAAGUGCCCAGGUGCAAAAACUGGAGCAGCGGUUUCUAGCCAACGCGACGCAACCACCAUCGGGUGAGAAUGGGGGUGACGCCGCUGGCGCCAACGGGAACGCAGCCGAGACGCAAUGCAAACUUGAGGAGGCAUCAGCGGUCUUGGCGAAGCAGAAGGAACAGCUAGAUGCCGUGCAGACGGAGAUCCAGUCGUUGCAAGAAGAGAAUUCUUCCUUGAAGGCACGGCGCGAGAAUCUGACCGACGAGGACUACAUCCGAACCGACGUUUUCAAGCAGUUCAAGAUCUACAACGAGGACUUGAUCAAGCGGAUCAAUCAUCUGGAAGCUACAAACAAGCAGUUAAGAGACGAAGCAGAGAAGCUCCAGGCGGAGAGGACCGCCUUUCGGAACAAGCUGAACGAAGAGGCACAGUCUCACGUUGCUGACCUCGAACGCCAGGUGGAGGAACGCGACGGGGAUGUCACCCGUCUUCGGGCAGCACGGGACGAGUGGUUUGCGAAAGCGAACAUGUUGGAAGCCAGCCAGAAGGAGGAGAAACAGGCCUUGCAACAGAUCAAAGAGCUGGCAACGGCACGAGAGGACCGGAUCACCGCGCUCGAACUAGAGAUUCAACGACUCAAGCCCGCCGAAGAGCAACCCUUGGCCGAUGCAGACGAAGAGAUCGACCUGCUACCUCUCGAAGCGCUGGUGGCCAAGCACAAGAAACUCCGAGAGGACUUCCAGUCGAUCAACAAGGAGCUACCUGCUCUACAGCAGGCAUAUAAGAGAUCCAUGGCACUAGCACAAAAGAAAGUGAUGGAUUUCUCUGCUCUAGAGGACCGCUGCACGAUGCUCCUUUCCGACAAGCAGAAGGCGGACCAGAAAUACUUCGCCGUACGUAAGGAUGCAGAUCUCAGGGAUCGCGAAUUGGUGGCUUUGCGGAAUCAGAACCGGAAGAGUUCAGAAAUCGUCGCGCAGCUGAAAGAGGUGGAGUCUCAGCACAGGCUUCUCAUCAGUAACCUCGAGAAGCAACUAUCCGACCUGCGGCAGGCCAACGCCACUCUUACCAACGAACACAGGAAGAUGGAAUCAGCCAGCUCAGAACUGACACGUCGGGCAGAGGCGUCCAAGGCGCAGGCGACGGAGUUGACGAAUCUCGUCAAGUCACGAGACUCGGCUGCUGCGUCGAUGAGAGAACGUCAGACAACACAAGAAGCGGAGAUUUCCCGCCUGACAGCUAGGGUCGAGUUCUUGCAGAAGGAGAGGGAUGAUUGGAAGCGCAAAGCACUGAGUAACUCUUCAGAGGAGGAGGAGAUGCUUAGGACUUUUGCUUUGUGCACGGUUUGCCGUAAUAACUUCAAGGACACCGUUUUGAAAACGUGUGGACAUCUCUUCUGCGGAUCAUGCGUGGAUGAUCGUAUCAGCAACCGAAUGCGAAAAUGUCCCACGUGCGGCAAAGCUUUCGAUCGUCUGGAUGCGAUGCAAGUCCACCACUAAGGCAUUCGAUAACCUGCUGUGUUGCUUGAGCUUCCCACGGUCGAGGCGAAGUUCAUCGCACCAUUCACAGCGGCACCCUUACUUAAUAGCAAGGAAGCGCCCCUUGCUCACCACUUGGACUGGUUUGGUUCUCAUAUGUAUUUGGGGGAGUACGAUACCCUUGGCCCUUGGGGAACGACAUGGUGUGGGGAGACGAAGGCAUUCAGAGGUUGGAAACCGUGCCCUUUGUAUUUAUAUUCGCGUCAGAGAGGAGUCUGCACGCCCCCCCCCCCCUCCCUUAGGG
Messenger RNA from Sodiomyces alkalinus F11, 2596 nucleotides. Its product is annotated as BRE1 E3 ubiquitin ligase. Gene Ontology annotation, cellular component: nucleus; HULC complex. The transcript has 5 exons. The record is from RefSeq and is a predicted model, not a curated record. The coding region runs from base 142 to 2313 and encodes 723 amino acids. Gene Ontology annotation, molecular function: metal ion binding; ubiquitin protein ligase activity. NCBI's taxonomy places the organism in Eukaryota, Fungi, Ascomycota, Sordariomycetes, Glomerellales, Plectosphaerellaceae.